AUGGGCAGAGCAAAGAAGAAAUUUUUUGACUUGAAUGAAGCUCUGGAAUCAUUGUACAAGUUGUUAGAGCAGCAACCUUUGCUUCCCUUAGUAAUUCCUAUGUUGGUUGUUCUUUGGGUAUUUGAGAAAUGGGUUUUCUCUCUGUCCAAUUGGGUGCUUCUUGCUCUUGCUGUAUGGGCCACAUUUCAGUAUGGAAGUUAUCAGAGGCGAAAUGUAGUGGAAGACUUGAAUAAGAAAUGGAUGCAGUUUACACUACAGAACUCGCCGGUAACACCUUUAGAGCAUUGUGAAUGGCUGAACAAGCUAUUAAUUGAAAUUUGGUCGAACUAUAUCAACCCAAAGCUCUCAUUAAGGUUUGCAUCUAUCGUUGAGAGGCGCUUGAAGCAUAGGAAGUCAAAGCUAAUAGAAAAGAUUGAGUUACAAGAGUUUUCUCUUGGUUCACGUCCACCUUUAUUUGGGCUACAUGGGACCCGAUGGUCGACUUCCGGGGAUCAGCGGAUCAUGCGCUUGGGAUUUGACUGGGACACUGAUGACAUAUAUAUCAUGUUGUUUGCCAAGUUGGCUAUGCCGUUAAUGGGAACAGCUCGGAUUGUCGUAAAUAGCAUCCACAUUAAGGGUGAUCUUCUUCUGAUGCCAAUAUUAGAUGGAAAAGCUAUAGCAUACUCGUUUGUAUCAACUCCUGAGGUGAGGCUUGGUGUAGCUUUUGGGAGUGGCGGAAGCCAGUCUCUACCUGCAACAGAGCUACCAGGUGUCUCUUCAUGGCUGGUCAAAGUUGCCACGGACACGCUGAAUAAGAGAAUGGUCGAACCGAGACGUCAGUGUAUUGCUUUGCCAACCGAGGACCUGCAAAGGAAAGCUGUAGGUGGUGUGUUAUAUGUCACGAUAAUAUCUGCAAAAAAUAUUUCUGGUUGUAUGAGCACUUCUUACUUGGAGGACUAUCCCGAAACCAAAGAGCUUCAGACAUUUGUGGAAAUUGAAGCUGAGGAGCUAACAAGGAGAACAGAUGUAAGAUCCGGAACCUCCCCCAGGUGGGACAACACAUUCAAUUUGGUCCUUCAUGAUAGUGUGGGAAUCAUUAAAUUCCAUCUCUAUAGACGCACUCCUGGAAGUGCAAAAUACGACUUUCUCACCAGCUGUGAGGUUAAGAUGAGAUAUGUCCCAAAUGAUUCAACGAUAUAUUGGGCCAUUGGAGCCGACUCAACAGUGAUUGCAAAGUAUGCUGAGGUUUGUGGAAAAGAAAUUGAGAUGACAAUUCCAUUUGAAGGGACUGAUUUGGGGGAGCUGACAGUGAGGCUUGUGCUUAAGGAGUGGCAGUUUACUGAUGGUUCACAUAGCUUGGCUAGCCUCGGCCUGGGCUCUCGUCGUUCACUGAAUGGGACAUCAAAUUAUUUUUCCAAAACUGGAAGAAAAAUCUGCAUAACCGUUGUAGAGGGAAAAGACCUUGUUGUGAAGGACAAAAUUGGAAAAUCCGACCCUUACAUUAAACUGCAGUAUGGCAAGGCUACCCAAAAAACAAAAUCUGUCCCACAUUCGCCCAAUCCAACUUGGAAUCAAAGGUUUGAAUUUGAUGAAAUAGGAGGCGGAGAGUAUUUGAAGAUAAAAUGCUUUACUGAAGAAACGUUUGGGGACGAGAGCAUAGGCAGUGCACUGGUGAAUUUGGAAGGACUCGUGGAAGGUUUGGUUAGAGACGUUUAUAUUCCCCUUGAAAAAGUCAACUCAGGGGAGUUGCGUCUUCAGAUAGAAGCAGUCAAAGUUGACGACAAAGAAAAUUCGAUGGGCUCACGCUCGAGUUUGAGCAACAGCUGGGUCGAGCUCGUCAUAAUUGAAGCAAGAGAUCUUAUUGCUGCUGAUAUACGAGGCACAAGUGAUCCUUUUGUGAGGGUACACUAUGGGAACCUCAAGAGAAGUACCAAGGUCAUGUACAAAACACUAAUUCCAAAAUGGCAUCAGACCUUCGAAUUCCCAGACGAUGGCAGCCAGCUCACAUUGCACGUGAAAGACCACAAUUCCUUGUUGCCCUCGUCCAGCAUAGGUGACUGUGUGGUUGAGUAUCAAAUGCUACCUCCAAACGAGAUGGCCGAUAAAUGGAUACCUUUGCAAGGAGUUAAACGAGGCGAAAUCCACAUCCAGAUCACAAGAAAACUCCCACAACCGGACAAGAAACCUGGGCUCGAUUCUUCUCAUGACCGGUCAUCCUCCUCAGCGGACUUUUCCCGCCAAAUUUCAAACCAGAUUAAGCAGAUGAUGAUGAAUCUUCGGGCCCAAGUGGAUGAUGACGAUCUCGAAGGGGUCUCGAGGGUAUUGAGCGAACUCGAGAGCCUCCAGGAGAGUCGAGAAGAGUACGUGGUCCAACUCGAGACCGAGCAAUUGCUGCUGAUAAACAAGAUAAAUGAGCUUGGGCAGGAAAUAUUCAACUCAACGUCGCCUUUGACGAGAACUGCUACCAUCCCUUGA
Striga hermonthica is the source of this 2454-nucleotide messenger RNA. The record is from the annotation of a GenBank genome assembly. Lineage: Eukaryota; Viridiplantae; Streptophyta; Magnoliopsida; Lamiales; Orobanchaceae.